This is a messenger RNA of Salvelinus sp. IW2-2015, 894 nucleotides long. Its product is annotated as SH3 and PX domain-containing protein 2A-like. Lineage: Eukaryota; Metazoa; Chordata; Actinopteri; Salmoniformes; Salmonidae. Gene Ontology annotation, cellular component: cytoplasm. Gene Ontology annotation, biological process: superoxide anion generation. Gene Ontology annotation, molecular function: superoxide-generating NADPH oxidase activator activity; phosphatidylinositol binding. The record is from RefSeq and is a predicted model, not a curated record.
UGCGCCUUGCUUGCUUCUGGAGGCAUUUGGCGGUGAAUUCGGUGUUUUUUUCAGUCUACCCCGACCCUAUAUAGCCUACAGGUAUGCACCCCUCGCCGAAGGUAUUGUGGUCCACACAAAGGAACUCGCUCCACUUUCCUAUUUGAGGUGACCUCCUUCUCAGCACGCGACCGCUGGCCAGCCUGCCUUGUUGUCCAACGUGAAGAUCUCGCCUUUUGGAUUUCGGGUAGAAUGUUUUAGCCAUAUAUAAAGAUAGAUUCUCAAUUGAUAGGGACUAUGAUAUAUUCUGCAUUUGGGUAUGUUACGCAUUGUCAAGGCAAGACAUUUGAUUCCUUGCGCCUGAACAUAAGCUAGAAUCGACAACCCAAUCAAUGAAUGUCCUUUUUGAAUUAUUCUCCAACGUUUCUUGAACUGCAGAGGCUAUAGCCUACUACAGAAACUGGAAUAUUGCAUUUAUUGUGUGUGUACGCUGUAGCCAUUUCCAACGUCAAGAUGCAGUUUCGGACAGUGUUGGAUGUAAAAGUCGUGGACGUGGAGAAGCGGCGCAAUCCGUCCAAACAUUACGUGUAUCUCAUCAAUGUCACAUACUCUGACAACACCUCCCACAUAAUCUACAGGAGAUACAGCAAAUUCUUUGACCUUCAGAUGCAGAUUCUUGACAAGUUCCCAAUCGAGGGAGGGCAGAAAGAUCCCAAGAAGAGAAUCAUCCCAUUUCUCCCAGGUAAAAUCCUGUUCAGACGGAGUCAUGUGCGUGAUGUGGCCAUGAAGAGGCUACGUUUCAUCGAUGACUACUGCAGGGCUCUGGUCCGUCUCCCUCCUCAGUUGUCUCAGAGUGAGGAGGUGCUGCGCUUCUUUGAGACCAAAGCUGAUGACCUCAACCCCCCAGUAGAGUGA